GUCUGCACAAAGCGAGCAUUAAUCACUUGCUGCCUCUCCCUCUCUGCCAUUUUGGAAGCGGAGUUAUGCAACCUCUCUGGCGAGUUACACAAGCUCAGUAACAUGGACGAGGGAAUGUAGCAGGCUGCUUUGAGAGAAGGGAAAUAAUAGGAGGAGAUUUCACGUAUCAGACAAGCUUCCUGUUCCCUUCGUUUACAGGAAAUAAACAGACAAGGUCAGAGACGGAAUUAUAUCCUUGAAGAAAAGCAGCUUGUCCCAGAGCCCUCCCCUUCAGUGUGACAUUUGUGCGUGAGGGAUUGGGGUGCUGCUGUCAGCAUGGAGCUAGCGUCGUGUCUCCUAUUGCUGCUCACUGGCAGCCUUCUCUACUUUCUCAUACAGUUCUUUAGGCUGAUUAUGGCAGACUCUGAUCUGACUCUGCAGUGGGCAGAGUAUUGUGGGCAUACCCCAGAAAGCAAACUUGGUGGCAAUGUGGUUUGGGUAACAGGUGCUUCCAGUGGGAUUGGAGAAGAACUAUCUUAUCAGCUAGCCAAAAUAGGCUGCCCUCUAGUACUGUCAUCCAGGAGAGAGACUGAAUUACUCAGAGUAAAACAAAAAUGUCUUGAAAUCAGCAGUUUAGAGGACCAAGAUAUCCUGAUUCUUCCUCUUGAUAUGACCCAAACGAGUAUGCAUAAAGAAGCCACAGAGAAAGCUUUGCAGCAUUUUGGUCGAAUUGAUAUUUUAGUAAAUAACGCAGGACGAUCCCAACGAUCACUGUUUGUGGAAACUAACCUAGAUGUAUUUCGUGCACUGAUUGAACUUAAUUAUUUGGGAACAAUUUCUAUCACCAAGCAUGUCCUCCAGCACAUGAUUGAGAGGAAACAGGGAAAGAUUGUAAACAUAAGCAGUGUUGUAGGCCUCAUUGGAGCACCUCUAUCAAGUGGAUACUCUGCCAGCAAGCAUGCCCUUCAGGGAUUUUUCAACAGUCUUAGAACUGAAUUGACCGCUUACCCUGACAUCAUCAUCAGCAACAUAUGCCCUGGACCUGUGCAGUCAAAAAUUGUGGAAAAUGCCUUAACAGAGGAGUGUGAAAAGGUGCAGAGCAUAAAAACAGAUCAAUCACAUAAAAUGGCAACUAGUCGCUGCGUUCGGCUUAUUUUAAUAACAGCUGUAAAUAACAUAAAAGAGGCCUGGAUUUCAUGCCAGCCAUUUUUAAUGGCAUAUUAUCUGUGGCAAUACACUCCAUCUUUGGCAUGGUGGAUUACUGCAAAGGUUGGUGAAAGAAGAAUAAAGAACUUCAAAAGCGGAGUGGAUGCAGAUUCUUCUUACUUUACUAAAAAGUCAAGAUAAAUGUAGAUGACUUUUACGAUGAACAAAUAAAAGAUUUCAAUAAGAAAACAAAAUGGACUUUAAAGUCAAGAUAAAUGCUGAUGACUUUUACGAUGAACAAAUAAGAAGACAAAAUGGAAUUUACCAUUUAAAUCCAUAAACUGCUAAAGGGCGCUGCUAAUUCUUUCUUGGAUCACUUCCACAGCCCAGCUCAUUCCUUGCUCCUUUUAACUGCUGUGCAGAUGCACUGCCUGAAAUUGUGACUUGUCCGCACAAGCUGCUCGGCUUCAAAUAUCUGAGAUAUUCACAAAUUGCUCUGGAGUAAGCUAAUUCCACUGAAGUUUUAAUGAUAUACGAGUCUGUAGGGCCCAUGGGAAACAGAGAACUGGAAUAUCAGGUUCUUAAUAUCUGACUGUAUAAUGCCCAGGAGGAAUCCAGGUACGAGAUCAUGAAAAUGUUGUCCAGUUGUUUGCCCACUGAAACCGGCCAGUAGGUUGAAUGAGCAAUAGGUUUCAUGGCAAAGUCUGUUGUAUGGGGCCGUUCAUGAAAGUCAUGAAAAGAAUCUUUGAUGGGGAGUGCCCACUCACUAUGCUCUUGACCACAGCAACCUGCAUUAGAUACUGUCACUGUGGUUAAGAAUCAUUUUGUGAACUUUCCAUUGAAGUUUAAUUACUACUAGCAACAUGUUGAGGUUUUAUUUAGCCUAAGGAACCAAAGUGUUGCGGGUUCAGAUAUUUGUAGAAUAUAUUUCAGUGCCUAUAUACACAGGGCUCAGGUCUGUGCCGUAUUUUACACUGUAUAUGCAAUGAACAUUAUAUGUAUUAGGAUUUUUAUGAAAUUUGAAAAUAAAGUCAUUUCAACUGAU
Molecule: messenger RNA, 2170 nt
Organism: Xenopus tropicalis (tropical clawed frog)
Lineage: Eukaryota; Metazoa; Chordata; Amphibia; Anura; Pipidae
Gene: dhrs7
Product: dehydrogenase/reductase (SDR family) member 7
Exons: 7
Coding region: 316-1326 (336 amino acids)
Source: RefSeq, a predicted model, not a curated record